Nanorana parkeri is the source of this 1212-nucleotide messenger RNA. It is a transcript of the gene CACNB3, whose product is annotated as calcium voltage-gated channel auxiliary subunit beta 3. The transcript has 4 exons. Gene Ontology annotation, cellular component: voltage-gated calcium channel complex. The annotation marks the transcript as partial. Gene Ontology annotation, biological process: neuromuscular junction development; chemical synaptic transmission; regulation of voltage-gated calcium channel activity. The record is from RefSeq and is a predicted model, not a curated record. Gene Ontology annotation, molecular function: high voltage-gated calcium channel activity. Lineage: Eukaryota; Metazoa; Chordata; Amphibia; Anura; Dicroglossidae.
AUUGCUCCAAUUAUGCUGUACCACGCGAACGUCGCAAUGAAAGUGCUGCAGAGACUAAUAAAAUCCAGGGGGAAAUCACAGAUCAAACACCUCAAUGUCCAGAUGUUGGCUGCUGAGAAACUGAUACAAUGUCCUCCGGAACUGUUUGAUGUCAUUUUGGAUGAGAAUCAGUUAGAAGAUGCCUGUGAGCACCUUGCUGAAUAUAUGGAGGUGUACUGGAGAGCCACACAUCACCCCUCGCACCAACAGACUAGCCAGAACCUAAUGACACCACCCACUGCCAUCCCUGGUUUAGAGAACCAGCAAGUUCUUUCGGAUAGAGCCAAUGAGCACUCCCCCCUAGAACGUGAUAGCCUAAUGCAGUCAGAUGAGGCAAGCGAAACCUCUCGUAAAACCUGGACGGCCUCUUCCCAGAGGAGCUCCCGCCACAUGGAGGAGGAAUACUCUGAUGCCUACCAGGACCUGUACCAGCCUCACCGGCACCACAACAGUGGUUUGCACAACACCAAUGGCCAUGACUCUCAGGACCGCCUUCUGGAGCGUGACUCUGAGCAGAACCACAAUGACAGGAACUGGCAACGCAACCGCCCCUGGCCCAAGGACAGCUAUUGAGAGGAAUUCCUCUCCACACACCCAUCCAACACACAUACACACACUUCUCCUGCAUGGCAGUGCAUGCCAUGAGGCACAGCCACCAAGUGUAAAUUUCAGGGUAGCACCAAGAGGCAAGAAUGCACUGCGGGAGAAAAACAGCCUGAUCCUGACCGGCCUGCAAAAAUACUAAGGGCAGAAGGGCUGUUUAUGAGUAGUUGUACAUUUGCAGCACCUGACUGCAAUAUGAAUCAGAAAGCAGAGCCAAGAUACAACAUAUGUUCUUGUGGUUUACAGGUAGAGGCAGUGUAAUGCUGGAAACAAGUAACACACUUAAACAUUCACAAACACUGUCAAACCCUUCAGAUCUCAUGCUGUUGUGGCAUCAGUUACAUUACAGGUACUGAAUAUUUUUUACAGAAAUUUCCAUGCAAUAGUGCUGGGAAUCCAGCUCUGACUGCCAAGAUACAAACACUGGGGUGUCAUUAUCGCCCUUGGCUAUAUCCAACUGAUAUAACAAUGGGCAGUGUGAUCACCCCAGGAUAGGGUUACCGCUCUACAUCUUUAAUUGUAAUGACACAAGCUAUAGUAUUCACACUCUGUGUGGAACAGGGAAGUAAA